AGAACACACGCCCAUUGUUUUGUUUAAGCGCUGAGAGAACCAGGAAGUAAGUUAUUGAAUUCAAGAGAAAUGAAACUUAGACUAUUUCGCCUCUACAAUUGAUUCAGCCUCUGUAAUUGAUAAACACCGCUGUUCUUUGUGUCUAAACCUUUAUAAGCAAAUCAUAUUUGAGUUGCAUUUCUGUCGAGACAGUUCUUUUUACAGAAGCUGAUUAUCUGAUCAUCUUAAACACUGCAAAGAAAUGUCUGAAUCUGCAGCGAGUCAGUGUGUGGAUCAGUUCAGCUGUCCAGUGUGUUUGGAUCCUCUGAAGGAGCCGGUGACGAUUCCCUGUGGACACAGUUACUGUAUGAGCUGUAUUACUGACUGCUGGGGCCAGAAGGAGCAGGGGCCGCCGUACCGCUGUCCCCAAUGCAGAGAGAGCUUCAGUCAGAGACCUCUACUGAAGAAGAACACUCUGAUAGCUGAGAUGAUGGAGACGCUGCAGAAGACGACGUCUCUACAAACGGCUGCUGUGGAGUGUGAUGUUUGCACUACAGAGAAGAACAGAGCUGUAAAGUCCUGUCUGCAGUGCUUGGCCUCCUUCUGUCAAACUCACCUGCAGUCUCACUAUCAAUCUCCUGCGUUUAUGAAGCACAAACUAGUCGAAGCUUCCAGACACAUUCAGGAGAACAUCUGUCUCAGUCAUGGGAAACUACUGGAGAUUUACUGUCAGGAUGAUCGUCAGUGUAUCUGUUGUUUGUGUGUUACUGACAAUCAUAAAGGACAUAAUGUGGUGUCUGUGGAUUCAGCGUGGAUUAGUAAAAAGAAAGAGUUGAAGGAGGUAAAGGUGUCGUGUCAGAAGCUGAUCCAGGAGCGAGAGAGAGGUCAGCGGGAACUCAGUGAAGCUGUGAAGUCUUUUAAAAGUUCAGCACUAGAGAGCAUGGAGGACAUUGAGAAGGUCUUCACUGAGCUCAUCUGCUCUCUGGAGAAGAAACGCUCUGAGAUUAAAGAGCAGAUCAGAGCUCAGGAGAAGACUGAGAUAGAUCGAGCAGAGGAACUUCACAAACAUCUGGAUCAAGAGCUGACAGAACUCAGAAAAACACAAGCAGAGAUUGACAAACUCCUGAUAACUGAUGAUCAGAUCAAUUUUCUGAAGAGCUGUCAGUCUGUGUGUGUUUUACCUUCACUUGAAGACGUUCCCAUCACUCGACACACUCAUCUGUAUUUUAAGGACAUUUCGAUCUCAGAGUUUAAGGAGGUUUUGGAGGAUGCCUGUCAACAGCAAACAGCCAGAAUAUCUCGAGAAGUGUCAAAUGUCCACGUUGCAGAGCCUCCAGAACCUAGAACACCAAAUGAAUUUUUGAAAUACUUCUGUCAGCUGCACCUGGAUCUAAACACUGCAGACAAAAAAGUCAAACUGUCAAAUAGGAACACAAAAGCAUCAUAUUCUGAAAAUGUCCAGCAGUAUCCUGAUCACCCAGAGCGUUUUGAGAUUCCCUACAUCUUGUGUCGAGAGGGUUUGUGCGGUCGCUGUUACUGGGAGGUCGAGUGCAGUGGGAACAAUUGGGCUGUAGCAGUGUGUUACAAAGGAAUUGGACGUAAAGGAAACAAUAAUGACUCUAGACUUGGCUCCAACAACAAAUCCUGGAGAUUUGGCUACUAUGGACAGGAGAUCAUUUUUAUGCAUGAUAAUAAGCAAGUCCCAAUCCCUGCUUUCUGCUCCUCUAGAAUAGGAGUGUAUCUGGAUCACAGAGCAGGAACUCUGUCCUUCUACAGCGUCUCUGACACAAUGACUCUCCUUCACAGAGUCCAGACCACUUUCACCGAACCCUUAUACCCUGCGUUUCGAAUUGAUUCUGGUUCGUCUGUUUUGAUUAUAGAGAAGGGGGGGUAAAAACCAAAUUCACAAAACAUAAAAUCAAUCUUCAAUGUUGGAUGAAAAAGAUGAAAUGGUAAAUAUUUUCAAUUAUAAAUCUAUGGCAAUACCUAUAAUCUUAAUAGUUUCGAUCAGAUCAUAUACUAGCCGAGGAGCUUAUGAGGCCUUUCAUUAUUACAUUUCUACCCACACCACCUCAGUUGUGCUUGACUGGCCCAUUUCUUCUAGCGGUGGCUUAGCGGUGUGUGCAUUUGCAUUUGUGUCGAUGAUAUUAAACUUAAAUGUUUAAAGAAAAUGUUUUUCUCAGUGAAAUUCUCUCUCACGCUUUAGUCAUACUCUUUACAACUUCUAAACAUUACUUCAUUGUAUGAGCCAUCACAUGUGUUAU
Pimephales promelas (fathead minnow) is the source of this 2243-nucleotide messenger RNA. NCBI's taxonomy places the organism in Eukaryota, Metazoa, Chordata, Actinopteri, Cypriniformes, Leuciscidae. The record is from RefSeq and is a predicted model, not a curated record.